Molecule: messenger RNA, 585 nt
Organism: Striga asiatica
Lineage: Eukaryota; Viridiplantae; Streptophyta; Magnoliopsida; Lamiales; Orobanchaceae
Source: the annotation of a GenBank genome assembly
GGAGAUUUGGAGGUCGGAUGUGCCAGGGAUUUUGGCCACGGCAUCGAUUAUGACGCGGACGAUCUUGGCCGUCUUGGCCUUGGGGAUGAGGGAGAAGAAAGGCCGGAGCUUGGUCAGGAGGCUCUGGAGGUCGUGGGCCCGGCCUUCCUGCCUGAGGAGGUCUGCAAGGUUGUUGAUGGCUUGUUCUUUGAUGCNGGUCCUCGAGCACGCCGUAGAGGAUUGAUAUGGCCUCAGAAGGGGUUUUGGCCUCCGAGGCUAGGAAGAGGGAGUCAGUGGUGGCGGAAGCACCUCCUCAGGAAGGAUGGCCGGGCCCACGACCUCCAGAGCCUCCUGACCAAGCUCCGGCCUUUCUUCUCCCUCAUCCCCAAGGCCAAGACGGCCAAGAUCGUCCGCGUCAUAAUCGAUGCCGUGGCCAAAAUCCCCGGCACAUCCGACCUCCAAAUCUCCCUCUGCAAGGAGAUCGUCCAAUGGACUCGUGCCGAAAAACGGACCUUUCUCCGCCAGAGGAUCGAGGCCCGACGAGCGGCCCUCCUCCGAAAACGGACUCUGUGUGUUGUGGGAUUUUGGAGAACUUUUGACUCUGCU